CGGACGCGGUAUAUAAGUCACCCAGAUCCCAAGGUUUUUCAAGUUACUUUCCUUCCUGAUCGAGGCCUUACGACUUUUUACGAUGUCCGCUUCUUCUGCUAGAGAUGCGGAACAGGCUGCAACUAACCAGAAGGAGUCAGUGCCCGGAACUGCUCCCAACACCACUGGCAAGAAAGAACCUGGACAAUCAUGGAAAGAAAACGAGACACACGUUCUACCCCAAAAUCGUCUUCCCCUUGUAUUUCUUGGCUUCAUGUGCACUAUAUUCCUUGCAGCGAUGGAUCAAACUAUCAUUGCCACAGCCUUGCCAACUAUCGUAAAAGAUCUUGGGGGUGGUGCAGACUACAGCUGGGUCGGCAGUGCAUAUCUACUCGCGGCAGCUUCACUUUCCCCGUUGUAUGGAAAACUUUCCGAUAUAAUUGGACGAAAACCUGUACUCUAUGGAUGCAUACUGAUAUUCCUUAUCGGAUCUGCGUUGUGCGGUGCAGCCCAGACAAUGGUUUGGCUGAUAGUAUGUCGUGCUGUCCAAGGUAUUGGUGGUGGUGGAAUCAUUCAGUUGGUCAAUAUUACAAUCAGUGACAUCGUCCCCCUCAAAGACCGUGGAAAAUAUGGGGGCCUUAUUGGUGCUACAUGGGGCAUUGCUAGUGUCGUGGGGCCUUUACUUGGUGGUGUUUUCACUGACCACGUUUCUUGGAGAUGGUGCUUUUUCAUAAAUUUGCCCACUGGAGGCAUCGCAGCUCUCAUCUUGUUCUUUUUCCUCAAUUUGAACCCUAAGCCACACAAGUCGUUGAAAGUACAUGUCCGCGAGUUUGACUUCAUCGGCCUGGGACUGAUCAUCGCUGGUGUCGUCUGCCUGUUGAUUGGGUUUAAUUCGAGUGAAACUAAAUGGGAUGAUGCUGAAACUAUUUCGUUAAUCACGAUUGGAGGCGUUCUAUUGUUAAUGGCCGGGGUGUAUGAGAUAUUUACCACGAAAUCUGCAAUCUUGCCUGCUAGGCUCUUCAAGACCCGUACAACAUCAAUCGUACUGGUGUCCGUUUUCCUUCAUGCAAUUUGUUUUUUCCAAGGUGCCUAUUAUCUGCCUCUAUAUUAUCAAAUCUUGGGGGCGUCUGCAACUGGAUCCGGCGUACGAAUGCUUCCAUUCUCUCUUGGCUCUGCCUUUAUGUCUGCCAUUUCCGGUAUCGUCGUCUCCAAAACCAGAGAGUACCGGCUAGUGAUGUGGAUAUCAUGGGCCAUAUUUGUUGUCGGGUAUGGCUUAAUGACUAUGCUGGAUAGUCACUCCAACACGGCAAUGAAGGAAUUGUAUCCAUUUGUUGCGGCAAUUGGCAUUGGUUGCCUCUUCCAGACACCUUUGAUAGCACUCCAAGCUGCGAUGCCGUUGAAGGAUAUGGCCACUAGUACGGGUGCUUUUGGAUUCAUCAGAACGCUUGGUGGAACAGUCGGCAUUUCAGUCGGCCAAGUCAUAUUUUCUAGCACGCUCUCACCCCGUUUAGCGAAGAUACCUAACAUAUCGAUAGACACAUCUAGCGCCGCUCUCGCCGAAAGUGUCACAAAUCUGAAAAACAUUCCCGAUGCAACAACGCGAGUUGCAGUCAUUCAAGCAUACUCCAAGUCCAUCAGUUCUAUAUGGGUUGUUUGUACACCUAUAGCAGGCAUAGGAUUCCUUCUAGUUUUAUGGGUUAGAAAAUACACGCUGAACCGAACCAUUGUCCGCAAUGAGAAGCAACCGGUAGAUGCGGAGAAGGGUCAAACACCAGGAGAUGUUAAAGAACAGCCAGCUGCCAGCAAUGUCAGUGAUGAUAUUACUAUAGAAGGAGGUGAAGAAACAUCUGCAAAGCAAGAGGAGGUUUAAUUAUUCUUGAUGAAUGAACCCGCACACGCGUAUAUUCUAGAUUAUCCAGCGAUUAUAUACUAAGUAGCAAAUGAAUCCCAAUUACUCUACUUGUAACUUAUGAUGAAUGGUAGAGACUCCUAGUAUCCAAUACAGUAGUGCUUAUAUAUAAUUA
Molecule: messenger RNA, 2003 nt
Organism: Lentinula edodes (shiitake mushroom)
Lineage: Eukaryota; Fungi; Basidiomycota; Agaricomycetes; Agaricales; Omphalotaceae
Product: MFS general substrate transporter
Exons: 20
Coding region: 83-1849 (588 amino acids)
Biological process (GO): transmembrane transport
Cellular component (GO): membrane
Molecular function (GO): transmembrane transporter activity
Source: RefSeq, a predicted model, not a curated record